CAUUGGAGUUGGACACGGAUCGAGUCACCAGCUCUCCGAGAGUGCGUGCGUGAAGCCUUCCCCUGUGAGGAGUGGUUUAAUCACGCAGCCAACGAAUCCGCAUUUAUUUUUUUCUUUCCCGCUAAGGCUCCCCCGGCUUUUCUUUUCUUUUCUUUUCUCUUCAUCCGACAAACAACUCGGGAAGAGAAAAGAAGGAAAUUGGUAUACUCUCCGUGUUUUGUUUUUUUUUUUCUUUGGCCCUCUUUUUUUGUUGAAAUCCUCGGGAGCUCUGUUGUGUCUUCCCUCCCCUUGCUCCAUUCCGAAAACGGCCUUGCGUCCUUGGUGUGCUCAGUUGCGGACGAAACACCAUCGGGAUUUGUCGCUGUCAGCGUUUGACGACGUGACAUCCGCUUUCAUUCUCGGAUAUCCGCUCAAAGAGCACUUUAUUUUCAUCCCAGUUUCCCUCAAGUAGUCGAUACUCGUAUUGUCAAUCUCAAAAACACAAACACAAGAAAAAAAAAAAAAGUUAUCCUUCACUACAAUUGAGUAGCUCAGCUACCAGUCCCUUACGGCCGUUGCGUGUGUGCGUCCGUGUCUAUCUGUGUUAGCUGUUCUUCUUGUUUUGCGUGACUAGAAGGGCCGCCGUAACGCGCCCGUCCAAACUCGUUGUUUCAGUGGCGGCGGAACGUUGUGCAUCGCGCGAAAAAAAAAAAAAAAAAGGAUUUAAAAACGUCCGGUUCUUUUUUUUUUUUAGAUUAAAGUUUACGCUUCCCCAAAACUUUGUGCAUUCGGGCAAUCCAUCGACAAAACAGAAGGACCAGUGAAAAAAAAAACUGGAUUUGGCGCACGGCAUCAAAUAAUGCACGCAAAAAGCAACUUCACGAUUGCGUCGGUGCUGCUGUUCUACGUGGCCGUCGGACUCAUCCUGUUGGACGGUAGCCAAUGCCAGGAACAAACAGGCGGGGGCCUGCGCUUUCCCAACUUAUUUGGCGGACUCAACAAUCCCUUUUCGCUGUCGAACCUUUUCCGCCAGCAAAGGCAGCCACAAAAUCAGGUGCCGCCGCCGCCUCCUCCGCCACCAUCUCCCGCCUUUUCGUCGAAUCCGCAAUUUAGCCUCGUAGGUGGUGGACAACUUUCACCGGUCAGCGGUGGACCCAAUCAUUUUCUCCAGGUGCCUCCGCCGGUCUUCCAACAGCCACCACCCGGCCAGCCUUUCAACGCUUUCGUUCCAAACGCACAAGGUGCUCCGCUACAGCAGCAAUUUGCACAGUCGCAGCCGAUUGGAACGCAGUUCGUUCAACAACAACAACAUGCUGGCCAGUUCGCAGGACCGCCACAACAACAGCAACCGCAUCAAAUUUCACAGCCUGGCGAUCAGAAUUUUCAAGCCUUACCGGUCCAGCAACAACCGCAAUUAACUCCAGUCGCUAGUGGUUUUACACCGUCCAUCUCUUUCCAGCCUCCGCAGCCGUUCAAUAGCAACAACAACCUGGUGCCCAACAUUCUUCCGAUUGGUAACAUUCCCCUCCAGCCGCACCCAACUCAGAUUCAACAACAAUUUCAACAGCCGCCUCAGCAACAACAACCGCCUCAACAGCAACAACAACCGCCUCAGCAGCAACAACCGCCUCAGCAGCAACAACAGGUUCAAAAAGCAUUUCAACAGCCCAUUAUCGUUCCCAGUCUACCAGGUCCACCUCCGGCACAGCAAAUUGCAGCGAGUCAGCCGACACCGCCAGUUCUUUUGCCUGCUCAGUUUGCCCUAUCAAGUAACACGCUUCAACACCAACAUCAUCAACAACGUCAUUUCUUGCGUCAAGGCAAGACGAUUAGCACGAUUCAUCGAGAUAGCGCAGCCAGCGCCUCUAGUCACAGUGAAAACGUGAUCGACUGCGGAGCUGGUAACGAUCUCGGUUUCUGCGCUGCUACGGAAAAAUAUCCAAGGAGUGUUGUUGACGACACGAUGCAUAGAUGCCACGACCAAGUGAACCUCAUGUAUGCUGAAGUUCCCGAAGAUUACGAAGCUUUAGGAGACAGCCAUCAACCUGCUGGCGUAGGUCCUGGCCAAGAAGGAAACAGCACCGGCAAAAAUCUAUUGCCUUGGUCAUGGUCGGCAUACCGUAAGGAAUCUGCUUGUGAAUCAGAACUUCGUUUCAUCCAGCCGCAUGUGGCACAGGAUCGUCUGGGUCGUUGGCGGAUUAUCAUACAAACACCGGAGUUUCCUCAGCGGGUCGCCAUCGAUGUCUGUCGCAGGGUUGAUGACGUUUGCAAAGUAUUCACCGACUGUGGUCGCAAGUCGCGCUGCGUUCAACGCUAUAGCUACCAACCGCUCAUUUCAAUUGAUCAAGAUAAGAGACAGGCAGGCCAGUGUCCGUCAAUGGCCAUUUUUCGCUUCCCAACUAGCUGCGUUUGUCACGUCGAAGUUGACAAAAGAACGCAAACACCGAGCAAAUCAAACCGCCGUAAUUCGGUUGCUAUUCGCCGACCUUAGCUUUUAUGUUCGUUUUCAGCGGCGUAAGUCUUUAUUUACAUUCUUCUUCGUUUUACAUUAAAAAUGCAUUUUUUUAAAAACAUUCUGUCUUUUGACUGUGAUAGCCGUCCAGCUUCUAUGAUAUAAAUAAUAAGAUCAACAUUUAUUUGUCUUCAUCAUACUAACACAAUACAUCGAAUCUUUCUCACAUUGCUGAUAUUUGAAAAGAAUAUUAUAAUUUUUUUUGUGCACAGUUAAAUCAUUGAUUAUUCAUUAUUUUGGUAUCGUGUCAUUUCCUGCAUAGAUGUGCCGCUUAUUGAAUCAAUUUUCAAUCACCCCAAAAGUCAUUUGUUCGGUUUUACAUACAACACAUCGCAAGGAAAUUAUUUCGACACCGAAACAUUAUCACCGUCAAAAUAAUAUUUUAAAAAUAUAAUAUGCAAAAAAAAAGAGAAAGGAAGAGAAAGAAAAGAUUUUGAUCGAAUCGGAUUUCGAUUUUGCACCAAUUGCUUUUUACCUCUUGGCUAUUCAGUUUUUUGUUUGUAUUUUUUUCGCAAAUUCAGAGAGCGAUGUCGCUCCCGAGAUUUGAAUUUACCAUGUAAGAAUUGAUAUCACGUAAGCAAAAAACGGUUAAAUUUUUUUUUUUCACUUGUGCUCUCUACUUUACAUGUCCGACAGCAAAAAAUUGCAUAAUUAUUAUACGCUGUACAUAUAUCCUCGUGACACUAACACUCACCCCAAAAAUAACAUUGAAUAUCUAAAUGAUGAACCCAUUCGCAUCUAUUUUAUCCGUUCGACUUUAAAUAUACACUUCAUUAUUUUC
Daphnia carinata is the source of this 3272-nucleotide messenger RNA. Its product is annotated as bromodomain-containing protein 4-like. Gene Ontology annotation, molecular function: growth factor activity; Toll binding. Gene Ontology annotation, biological process: regulation of Toll signaling pathway; innate immune response; central nervous system formation. Bases 839 to 2470 code for a protein of 543 amino acids. The record is from RefSeq and is a predicted model, not a curated record. The transcript has 4 exons. Gene Ontology annotation, cellular component: extracellular region. Lineage: Eukaryota; Metazoa; Arthropoda; Branchiopoda; Diplostraca; Daphniidae.